Messenger RNA from Triticum dicoccoides, 4508 nucleotides. RefSeq names its product probable indole-3-acetic acid-amido synthetase GH3.11. The transcript is spliced from 6 exons. NCBI's taxonomy places the organism in Eukaryota, Viridiplantae, Streptophyta, Magnoliopsida, Poales, Poaceae. The coding region runs from base 2455 to 4227 and encodes 590 amino acids. The record is from RefSeq and is a predicted model, not a curated record. Gene Ontology annotation, molecular function: acid-amino acid ligase activity. Gene Ontology annotation, cellular component: cytoplasm.
AUCCCCCCAAGCAUGCCCACACCUCCAUCAUGAAAGUGCCAUCCUCUAUUUGCCUCCCUCCCUUGUUUCCUCAUGGUGGCAAUGUGGCAUCCACGAUCAAUCUAAUCUCGUUAGUAUUUUAUAUUUUUCUCAUAGCUUUACAACUCUGGUUGAUUUGUAGACACCAGGCGGCGCUGUUUCUCUAAGUUGAUUUAGCGGCGCUGUUUUUGUUGAACAACUUUUGGAGGCAUGGAGAUUAGACGUAGAUAUUUUGUAAAUGCUUGGCUUUAGGAUGAUGUUGACUUGAGCGAUUUAUUCCAGAGAACAAAUAUACACAAAGAUUUACUCCUUUUUGCUUUUGGGAUGAAGAUUGCUUUCUUCUUCUUUAAUGCCGUGCCCACCAAGUGUUCGAUGGAAUGACAGAACCCCAAAACCGUGUAAGGUUUACAGCUGUCGAGUAUAGGUUCAUUUCUUGCACAUGUCCUUGUUGUGUUCAUGGUGGAUGCUGGUUGGCCGCUUCCAAGAGGACAUCUGUGUCAGUUUUCUUUCGCCAAGUGAGAAGGCGAGAUGAUCUCUCACAGGGACGAGGACCAGGGAAUGUAAGGAGGUUAUACGGCAAGGACAAGGUUACAAGAGAUCGUACAGCUUAACUUUUUUUUUUUAGCAUUGCGACUUUAGCAAAGAAUCUGUGCAAUGUUUCCCCUUUUCCGUACAUAGUUAAUGGAUGAGGAGCAAGAAACCACAAUAGGCAGUGCACCAUAUGCGGCGAGCAUCCGCAAGCUGUGAAAGCACACCCUUUAUCCUGAGUUGACUAGAGAAUAUCACAAACAGCCACCAUGCCUGCAAAUUGUUGUGUACGCGCUUAUUCCGUCUAUGUCACCUUUUGGAAUAGGCUAACGUAUGGUACGGAUUUCUUGCUUCCGUAGGGCGGAAUUUGGUCUCCAAUUGAGAGAAAUAGACAAGGGGACUAUCCAUCAAUUCAACAUCAACAGUAACCUUUCUUGGAUGCUUCUAGUUGGCAUGCAUGUAGCAUUGCAUUUGGUAUUUGAUUAUGGCCAAAAGUUAUAUUGGCUAAAUCGAACUUGGGACCUAGUUAGUUUUGAUCCCCUGCAAGUACUCAUGGUGCUAUAAUUUACAAAACAAAGUUAAGCAUGUAGUUCGACCUCAUAGUGUUUUGUAUUCUAGAUGAAGCAUUCCUAUUCGAUACAACUUCUCCAGUAUAAUUUAGAAGUGGAUAAAAUGCACUCUUAUCUUCGAUGCUGCUCACCUUACUGUGAUGCUUGGUUGCCCCUGGUUGCGUGUGAUCCUAUAUGAUGGCUGUACAUGAUAUGUGUUCUUAGGAGCAUUAUUGGUAACUUUAGCUUGGUUAACCGAUUAUCCUUGUCUCUCCAUGUGCACCUGAAAAGGUCCACAGAUAUUUUGCGAUGAUGCUCAGGCCCAUGGGGAAGCAUCAAGUUUGUUUUUAAUGCUUUCCUUUUUCUCUUUCUGCUCACGAUUGUGAGAUCCUUAAUAUUUUGCACCAUUCUUGCAUAGAUCUGGUAACAAGUUGCAGUAUUAUGCACAAGCAGAGGGUCUCUACUCUGUACUCCGGAAGAGUAUGUAAGAGUGCCAGAGUCAGUCGACCCAAUGCUACUCCUACCAGGUUAUCCUGUCCCUCAGACGAUGUUAAUUGUUAAAUAGCCAGUUAUAUAGGUUAGAGCUUUGCGUUUAUGUGGAAUGUCUACAAAUGAGGAGACAUCAUGGUACAACUCACCUAUACAAUUAUGAUAUGGUCUCCUCUCAAUUUGUAUCAGAUCAUACUAAAUACAAAAAGAUGGACCAUAUGAGGGCACUUUUUUUGCACCAUUGCUAGGAUCUUCAACUUGUUUCUAGCCUUUUUGGCCUAGAUUUUUAUAAUAUUUGCAACCAUGCUAUCAUUUAUACCUGUUAAUUAAGCAUACUACUGUUUUUUUCUUCGAAUCUCUAUGUGUCACACAUGUUCUAAUCGCUUUCUGGGAACUUCAACUUGUUUCUAGCCUUUUUGGCCUACAUUUUUUAAUAUUUGCAACCAUGCGAUCAUGUACACUGGUUAAUUAAGCAUACUACUUUUUUUUUCGAAUCACUAUGUGUCACACAUGUUCUAAUCGCUUUCUAGAUGUAUUUCAAGGCUGACAUAUCUUUACAUGGUUUUGUCAAGGAAAAAUGAGAUGUAAUUCCUAAAAGGUGCAUAAUGGUAAUUGGUAAACAGGUGGAGUUUCAUGUCACAAGACAAAAUGAGAAAGAUAGUAAGUGGAUCAUCUUACACGGGCAGAUGGGCUGCACUUUCUAAUUGGGUAAGAAUCUCUCUUGUAAAGUGGAAAUAUUAAGCAGAUAUGCUUCUCAUGAUCAUGCACAUCGCAUUAUAUAAGGGGCAAACAAGCUCCAGAAGAUAUUACUUUGAGCCCUUCCCUCCUCUUCAAGUUAAAGUCCAUUUCUGAUCCUUCUUUUGCUUGUAUCAUGGACAAUAAUGAGUUAGGCUGCAAGCAAAGCGACGCUCUUCAAGAGCUCGAGAUGCUGACAGUGAAUGCCAAGGAAGCCCAACAGCUUAUACUGACAAAAAUCCUUGAGAGGAACCAAGCUAGUGAGUACUUGAGCAAAUUCAUGAAUAGAUCCACAAACACAUCCACCUUCAAGAGAAACGUCCCAGUAGUGACAUAUGAUGUGGUCCAGCCGUACAUCACAAGGAUCUCAACUGGCGAGGAUUCUUCCAUUAUAUCUGGAGACCGAAUCGUAGAACUGCUGAGAAGCUCCGGAACUUCUCGGGGUGAGCCAAGAUUGAUGCCAGCCAUCUCCGAGGAUCUUGACCGUCGAACCUACCUUUAUAGUCUGCUAAUGCCGAUAAUGAACAAGUAUGUAUCAGGCCUUGGUGAGGGGAAGGCCAUGUAUCUUCUCUUUGUGAAAGCAGAAACGCUGACGAAUUCUGGCAUUCCAGUUCGAUCAGUCCUCACUAGCUAUUACAAAAGCCCUCACUUCCUGCACCGCAAACAUGACUUGUACAACAACUACACCAGUCCUGAUGAGGUAAUUCUUUGCCCUGACAGCCAGCAGAGCAUGUACUGCCAGCUGCUAUGCGGCCUGGUUGAACGCCAGCAUGUCCUCCGUCUUGGGGCAGUCUUCGCCUCGGCGUUCCUUCGGUCUAUCAGCUUUCUUGAGCAGCACUGGUGUGACCUUGUCACUGACAUACGUAAUGGUAAACUCAAUCCCAAUGUCACCAACACCAAAUGCCGGUUGGCCAUGGAGUGCUUUCUCGCAUUGCCCAACCCGGAGCUCGCUGAUGAGCUUGAGGAAAUCUGCGGCUGUGGGCCAUGGAAGGGGAUUCUAGGCAGGCUAUGGCCUAACGUCAAGUACAUUGAAGCUGUUCUUACAGGAACAAUGGCACAAUACAUCCCCAUGCUGGAGUUCUAUAGUGGUGGUAGGAUUCCCUUGGUAUGCACCAUGUACGCCUCGUCGGAGAGCUAUUUUGGUGUCAAUCUGAGGCCACUGUGCAAACCAACGGACGUGUCUUACACCAUCCUCCCAAACAUGGCCUACUUUGAGUUCAUUCCUUUGGAGGAUGGCCUCAGAGUGACGGAUGAUGAGGAGGUGGUGGGGAAUGACAAGCUUGUCAGCCUGGUGGAUGUCAAGGUCGGAUGCUACUAUGAGCUUGUGGUCACCACAUUUUCUGGUCUUUACAGGUAUAGGGUUGGCGAUGUGCUUCAGGUCACAGGCUUCUACAACCGUGCGCCGCAGUUCAAAUUCAUCUGCCGGAGAAACGUGAUCCUCAGCAUCGACACCGACAAGACCAACGAGGAGGAUCUCCACAACAGCGUCACGCGUGCCAAGAAGAUCCUGGAGGACAGAAACCACAUCCUCCUGGAGUACACCAGCUACCCAGACACUUCCACCGUCCCUGGACACUAUGUGCUCUUCUGGGAGAUCAAGUCCACCUGCGAAGGCGUGCAGCCCCUCGACCCUCAGCUCCUCGAGAGCUGCUGCGUCUCCGUCGAGGAGUCGCUCGACUACAUCUACAGGCGCUGCAGGGCGCACGACAAGUCGGUAGGCCCGCUGGAGAUACGGGUGGUCGAGGCCGGCGCGUUUGAUGCUCUGAUGGAUCUGCUGGUCAGCCAGGGCAGCUCCAUCAACCAGUACAAGACCCCGAGGUGCAUCGAGUCCGGCCUCGCGCUGAAGCUGCUCAACUCCAAGGUCACGGCUUCCUUCUUCAGCCCCCGGGAUCCUGAGUGGACCAUGUAAAAGCUUUCAGGGAGGGCCUGGGAGAGGCUGCAAAUCUCCGGUCUGAUCGUGCCAGCCCGCUGCUCGGAUAACCCGAUGGCAGUAUUUCUGCUGCUUGCGUUUUUCAUUUGGAGAACUACCACUACUUGUUAUAGCGCUUUCUUGUAUUAUUGCCAAGCCCUAAAGCAGAAUGAAGUAUUCGCCAUUUUUUUUGAAUUAAAAUUCGCCAUUUUUUGCUACUCAUGUACUAUGAUUGUUCAUCUCAUCAUCUGAGCUCCGAACUGAAUGGUGAUACUACUAUA